Molecule: messenger RNA, 1122 nt
Organism: Jaculus jaculus (lesser Egyptian jerboa)
Lineage: Eukaryota; Metazoa; Chordata; Mammalia; Rodentia; Dipodidae
Product: 3 beta-hydroxysteroid dehydrogenase/Delta 5-->4-isomerase type 1
Exons: 3
Coding region: 1-1122 (373 amino acids)
Biological process (GO): steroid biosynthetic process
Molecular function (GO): 3-beta-hydroxy-Delta5-steroid dehydrogenase (NAD+) activity
Source: RefSeq, a predicted model, not a curated record
AUGCCUGGGUGGAGCUGCUUGGUGACAGGAGCAGGAGGGUUCCUGGGACAGAGGAUCGUGCACUUGUUGGUACAGGAGAAGGAGCUACAAGAGGUCAGAGCCCUAGACAAGGUCUUCAAACCAGAAACCAAGGAGGAUCUUUCUAAGCUGCAGACAAAGAAAAAGGUGACAGUGCUGGAAGGGGACAUUCUAGAUGCCCAGUGCCUAAAGAGAGCCUGCCAGGGUGUAUCUGUUGUCAUCCAUGCUGCUGCUGUCAUUGAUGUCUCAGGGGUCAUUCCCAAGCAGACCAUCAUAGAUGUCAAUCUAAAAGGUACACAGCUCUUGUUGGAGGCCUGUGUCCAAGCUAGUGUGCCAACUUUCAUCUACACCAGCUCAGUUGAUGUGGCUGGCCCCAAUUCCUACAAGGAGAUUGUCAAAAAUGGCCACGAGGAAGAACAUCAUGAGAGUGUGUGGUCGGACCCAUACCCAUACAGCAAAAGGCUAGCCGAGAAGGCAGUCCUGGCAGCCAGUGGGAGCACUCUGAAAAAUGGUGGCACAUUGUACACUUGUUCUUUAAGGCCAAUGUACAUCUAUGGGGAAGGAAGCUCAUUCAUUUCUGCUUUAGUAACUAGGGCCCUCAAGAAUGAGGGCAUCCUGGAAGUUACUGGCAAAUUCUCCAUAGCCAACCCUGUGUAUGUGGGUAACGUGGCCUGGGCCCACAUUCUGGCCUCCAGGGCCCUGCAAGAUCCUAAGAGGGCACCAAAAGUACAAGGACAGUUCUAUUAUAUCUCAGAUGAAACCCCUCACCAAAGCUAUGAUGACUUAAAUUACACCCUGAGUAAAGAAUGGGGUUUCUGCCGUGAUUCCAGCUGGAGUCUUCCCCUGUCCCUGCUCUACUGGCUAGCUUUCUUGUUUGAAGCAGUGAGCUUCCUGCUGCGUCCAAUUUUCAAAUAUCAACCCCCAAUCAACCGUCACUUAGUCACAUUGACAAAUAGUGUGUUCACCUUCUCCUAUGAGAAAGCUCAGCGAGAUCUGGACUAUGUGCCCCUCUUCAGCUGGGAGGAAGCCAAGCAGAAAACAGGAGAGUGGAUUGGAUCCCUAGUGGAGCUGCACAAGGAGGCACUGAAGAGAAAGACUCCCUGA